Aspergillus affinis is the source of this 1155-nucleotide messenger RNA. RefSeq names its product GTPase-activating protein GCS1. The record is from RefSeq and is a predicted model, not a curated record. The transcript has 2 exons. Lineage: Eukaryota; Fungi; Ascomycota; Eurotiomycetes; Eurotiales; Aspergillaceae. Gene Ontology annotation, molecular function: GTPase activator activity. Gene Ontology annotation, cellular component: Golgi membrane. Bases 1 to 1155 code for a protein of 384 amino acids. Gene Ontology annotation, biological process: regulation of ARF protein signal transduction; regulation of endocytosis.
AUGGACAUCGAUCUUUUUAUCGAACAGGCAUCCCCUAAAUUCGGUACCUUCAUCUGUCUCAACUGCGCCGGCACGCACCGCGGACUAGGCGUCCACAUCUCCUUUGUGCGCUCCAUCACCAUGGACGCCUUCAAGAACUCCGAGACCCAGCGCAUGGAACACGGCGGCAACGAUACCUGGAAGAAUUUCUUCGACGAGCAUCCCGUCACCCAGUCGGAGGGGCGCACUUUCGAAGACUCCACCAUCAAGGAACGGUAUGAGGGCGAGGUCGGAGAGGAAUAUAAGGAACGGUUGGCAGCGAAGGUCGAGGGCCGGGAAUAUGACCCUACGCUGGUGCAGAGGAAUAACUUGAACAACAAGAAAGCAGAGCAGCAGCCACCGUCGAGGUCCAGCACGCCGUUAGCGGGCGGGAGUACAGGACGAGGGUCGCCGGCCGACGGGGAUCGGCUUGGACGGAGUGGCAGUACGAAGAAGGAGCGCAACGAGGCGUAUUUUGCGAAGUUGGGGUCUGAGAACGCAACGCGCUCAGCGACGUUGCCGCCCUCGCAGGGCGGCAAGUUUACAGGCUUUGGUGGUGGGUUGCCCGCGGAUGAUUCGCCCUCGCGCGGUGGUGCUCGGGGCGGCGCAGGGCGAGGCGUUCCGGGGCUCGAUGACUUCCAGAAGGAUCCUAUGGCGGCGUUGACGAAGGGGUUUGGGUGGUUCACGACGGCGGUGGGGAAGGGCGCGAAGACGAUGAAUGAUUCGUAUAUCCAGCCUACGGCGAAGACUCUCGCGGAAUCCGACUUCGCCGCUCAAGCGCGCGUCCACGCCUCCACCUUCGGCCAGAACAUCCAGACCGGCGCGCGCGGCGCCGCAGACCACUUCAACCGCUUCGUGGAAGGACCCGACGACACGCGCCGUCGCGGACGGGAAGAUCCCGAGCGCAAGGACUUCUGGGACGAUUUCUCGUCCCUAGGGAACGAGGAGAAUCAUCAUCGCACGGCUUCGCGGUCUAGCGCUAUCGGAACGGCCGCCAUGAAGCCGUCUACGUCUACGUCUACGCCGGCUGGCGCGACGAGUGCUAGUACCGCUGGUGCUGGUGCCGGUGGCAGUAGUACGACGACUGCUCCGGCGGGCCGAAAGAGUCAGGAUGAGGGGUGGGAUGAGAAUUGGUGA